AGGGGGCGGUUUGGUUGCGCGGUACUAGCGGUGCCCGCCGAAGGGGGAGGAGGCGGAGGAGCGAGCAGUGCGGCCAGAGCGGGAAAGAGACUCGUCGCUGCGUCCGAGUUCUGGAGCCGCCGCAUCCCGGCUCCUGAGGCUGCAGCGCGAGCUGUGAGGGGCCGGACGUCCGUUUUCUCCCGGGUUCCCGCGUAGGACUCCGCGGGAUCGGAAAAAGGAGAAGAUGGAGGAGGGCGGCAGCGGCGGCGGCGCCACGGGGACCAGCGGGGUCGGCGGUGCAGGGGGAGAGCAGCUCCUCACUGUCAUGCACGAACUGCGGACGGCUAAUUUAACAGGACAUGCAGAGAAGGUGGGGAUUGAAAAUUUUGAGCUCCUCAAAGUCCUAGGAACUGGAGCUUACGGAAAAGUAUUUCUAGUUCGUAAAAUCAGUGGUCACGAUACCGGAAAGCUGUAUGCCAUGAAAGUAUUGAAAAAGGCAACAAUAGUUCAGAAGGCCAAAACCACAGAGCACACAAGGACGGAGCGGCAAGUCCUGGAGCACAUCAGGCAGUCGGCGUUUCUGGUGACGUUGCACUACGCCUUCCAGACGGAAACCAAACUUCAUCUCAUCUUGGAUUAUAUAAAUGGUGGAGAACUUUUUACUCAUCUUUCUCAAAGAGAGCGUUUCACAGAGAACGAGGUGCGGAUCUAUGUUGGAGAGAUUGUGCUCGCCCUCGAACAUCUCCACAAGUUGGGGAUUAUAUACCGUGACAUUAAGCUUGAGAACAUUCUACUUGAUUCUAAUGGCCACGUGGUGCUGACAGAUUUUGGUCUGAGUAAGGAAUUUGUGGCUGAAGAAGGUGAAAGAGCAUUUUCCUUUUGUGGAACUAUUGAAUACAUGGCACCGGAUAUUGUCAGAGGGGGAGAUUCGGGGCAUGACAAGGCAGUUGACUGGUGGAGUUUAGGGGUCCUAAUGUACGAAUUACUGACUGGCGCAUCUCCUUUCACUGUUGAUGGAGAGAAGAAUUCCCAAGCUGAGAUAUCUAGGAGAAUAUUAAAAAGUGAGCCUCCUUAUCCUCAAGAAAUGAGUGCUUUAGCUAAAGACCUGAUUCAGCGUCUUUUGAUGAAAGAUCCCAAGAAAAGAUUGGGAUGUGGUCCACGGGAUGCGGAUGAAAUCAAAGAACAUCUCUUUUUUCAGGUGAAAUUUAUUGAACAGAUGGUUUUAUAUGGCCUGCUGUUUACAGGGUGCUCGGCAUUCUUGGAUUCUCUGAGGUUCCACCCAGGCGCCCCGGUUCCUAGUAUUCUCUUACGGUGAAUGAUGUUGGUCUCUUAUCAGGACUCCCCAUUCUAUCAGCACUAUGACCUAGACCUGAAGGACAAGCCGCUGGGGGAGGGAAGUUUCUCAAUAUGUCGAAAGUGCGUACACAAAAAAAGUAACCAAGCGUUCGCCGUCAAAAUAAUCAGCAAAAGGAUGGAAGCCAAUACUCAGAAAGAAAUAACCGCUCUGAAACUCUGUGAAGGACACCCCAAUAUCGUGAAACUGCACGAAGUGUUCCAUGACCAGCUUCACACGUUUCUGGUGCUGGAGCUUCUGAGUGGGGGAGAGCUGUUUGAACGCAUUAAGAAGAAGCAGCACUUCAGUGAGACCGAAGCGAGCUACAUCAUGCGGAAACUCGUUUCAGCCGUGAGCCACAUGCACGAUGUCGGCGUGGUGCACAGAGACCUGAAACCCGAGAAUCUAUUGUUCACUGAUGAGAACGACAACUUGGAAAUUAAAGUAAUCGACUUUGGGUUUGCGCGCUUAAAGCCCCCUGACAACCAGCCCCUCAAGACACCCUGCUUCACGCUGCACUACGCGGCCCCGGAGCUCUUGAACCACAAUGGCUAUGACGAGUCCUGUGACCUCUGGAGCCUGGGCGUCAUUUUGUAUACAAUGUUGUCAGGGCAAGUUCCAUUCCAAUCUCAUGACCAAAGUUUGACCUGUACCAGUGCAGUGGAAAUCAUGAAGAAAAUUAAAAAGGGAGAUUUCUCCUUUGAAGGAGAGGCCUGGAAGAAUGUAUCCCAAGAAGCAAAAGAUUUGAUCCAAGGACUUCUCACAGUCGAUCCAAAUAAAAGGCUUAAGAUGUCAGGCCUGAGAUACAAUGAGUGGCUUCAGGACGGCAGUCAGCUGUCCUCCAAUCCUCUGAUGACUCCAGACAUUCUAGGAUCUUCGGGGGCUGCUGUGCAAACCUGUGUGAAAGCCACCUUCCACGCCUUUAACAAAUACAAGCGAGAGGGGUUUUGCCUUCAGAAUGUCGACAAGGCGCCUCUGGCCAAGAGAAGGAAGAUGAAGAAGACCAGCACCAGCACCGAGACGCGCAGCAGCUCCAGCGAGAGCUCCCACUCCUCCUCCUCCCAGUCCCAGGGGAAGGCCACCCCGACGAAGACCCUGCAGCCCGGCCACCCCUCCGACGGCAGCAACCCGGAGACCCUCUCCCAGUUCUCGGACUGAAGCGCAGGCGGAGGGCAGGACGGUGACCCGUGGUGACCCGCCGCCCCUUUGUGCCCUCGGCCUGUGCCUGAGCUGACGUUGUGCACUUUUCAACAUGUGCCCCACUGGUCUUCGUGGCACCUGCCUCUUUGGGAACUGUGUUCUGGAAAACCCAGUCGGUUGUCCGUGUCCAAAGGCACUGCGCAGAGAACGUUACUGUGAACCGAGCACACGUUUUCCUGUUCAGUGACCCGGUGCAAUGCCCACGGGACUGUUCUGGAAAGAGCAGGGGUGUCUGUAAACCUCACUGGGGACAGGUCAGGUUUGAGCUGCUUACAAAAUGGGUCUGGGGUGUCCCAGAUGUCCGCCCACAGGAGUCACUCCUAUUGUGAUGAUGAUGCCUUUUGCUUUGCCUUAUGGACAGUGUGAGUCUUAGAGAUGGGCACCCUUUGAACGGUGAUUCGCAGAGCGAGAGGGCUGGCGGUUUUCAAGGAAGAUCGUAUAGUGAAUUUUAUGUGGGGCAUACACUUAAUUUCUUGAGAGAGGAUUUUAACUUAUUGUCUUUAUUUUAUGGUUACCUCUGAUGGUAGCCUUAAUUAUUAAUCUUUUUGUAAAAAGUAAAAAAAAAAAAAAAAAAGAUACAGGAACAUAAGGUCCCAUGCUGUAUUUGGGACCCGUCUGACGCGCAUGCUAAGCGAUGUGUGUUUUUCAUUUUGCACUGCUCUUUCCUGGCAACCUGUUUUAAUGGUUAUUGCAGAAUAUUAAGGUACAUGUCUCUGUUUUAAGUAAUACUGCACUUUAUAAAAGAAUAUGAAUAAAGCAAACCAUUUUAUAAAGUGCACCGUGGAAAGCAUACGUACUGCAUUUUUGCCAGUUUUUCCACGAUCCGCUUUACAUUUUUCCCAAGCACCCCCCCCCCCGCCUUGUCUGCAACCAGCGGAAUGGGCCUAAUCGUUAGCCACGUAGGCACCGAGGCGAAGGAAAGCUAAAGGGAACUUCUCUGAAACACUGUGCUUCACGUCUGGACACUGUGCUGUGCUACGGCGAGGAGGGCCUCGUGGAGGUGGAUAUUAUGUACAUACUAUUUUCGAAUCAGGACUAUGACUUGUCUUGAAGUUUUUCUGUUAGAUUUUAAAGCCAGAAAGCAUAUUUUAUAAACUUAUGCAGAGCACUUUUAUUGCUCCAAAGUUCUGAAUUCCUACAGAAAACAAGUACUAUGGGACCAAGGCAUCUCAUGGAAGGAUUGCUUCAUUUUCAGAUAUAAUGAAUUCAUUCCCUAUGCAAAAAAAAGUGAUAGGAUCUGUGUGCUGUAUUUUCUUUUAAAGCCAUCACGGGAGACGUCAGGACUGAGAAAAGUGAUCUUGGCUGUGUUUACAAGAAUCGUGCUUAAAAAGAUAAUGCCCAACAUGUUUCUUUUAUAAUUUUUAUUAAUGAUAAUCUCUUGAGCAUUGGUUUGGAAUUUGGGCAUGAUAAUUAUUUAUUCCUUUCAUGAGAUAAUAGCAUUAAUUUCAAACAGUUAUGAAUACUAAAAAUAUUGCACUCUAUGUAACAGUAGUAUAUUUAUUACUAAAUCAAUGUAUAUAUUAAUAGCACAGGCAAAAAAUGGCAAAUAUUAAAAUAUUUUCAAAAUACUGUA
This is a messenger RNA of Suricata suricatta (meerkat), 4085 nucleotides long. It is a transcript of the gene RPS6KA5, whose product is annotated as ribosomal protein S6 kinase A5. Gene Ontology annotation, molecular function: ATP binding; magnesium ion binding; protein serine/threonine kinase activity. NCBI's taxonomy places the organism in Eukaryota, Metazoa, Chordata, Mammalia, Carnivora, Herpestidae. Gene Ontology annotation, biological process: regulation of DNA-templated transcription; protein phosphorylation; intracellular signal transduction. The transcript has 16 exons. The record is from RefSeq and is a predicted model, not a curated record.